This is a messenger RNA of Sciurus carolinensis (gray squirrel), 1086 nucleotides long. Its product is annotated as peptidyl-prolyl cis-trans isomerase FKBP3-like. The record is from RefSeq and is a predicted model, not a curated record. Lineage: Eukaryota; Metazoa; Chordata; Mammalia; Rodentia; Sciuridae. Bases 181 to 738 code for a protein of 185 amino acids. The transcript has 2 exons.
UGAUGAUGAAAGUCAGCUUUCAUUUCAUGGCGUGGCUUAUGUUAAUAUGCUCCCAUUGCUGUAUCCAGGUGUGAAGAGGAUUCGGGGAGCGUUUCAUAUUUACCCUUAUCUAGACAGUACAGUUUAUGAAAAGCACAGGUGAAAUUUUUGAAAAUAUUUCUGGAGAGGCAGCGGGGGAAGAUGGUGGCAGUUGUUCCCCAGCGGGUGUGGACCGUGGAGCUGCUGCACAGGGAGCCGCUGCCCAAGAAGGACAUUAUCAAGUUUCUACAGGAUCACGGUUCAGACUCGUUUCUUGCAGAACAUAAAUUAUUAGGCAACAUUAAAAAUGUAGCCAAGACAGCUAAUAAGGACCAUUUGGUUACAGCCUAUAACCAUCUAUUUGAAAGUAAGCGAUUCAAAGGUACUGAAAGUAUAAGUAAAGUGUCCAAGCAAGUGAAAAAUGUGAAGCUUAAUGAAGAUAAACCUAAAGAAACCAAGUCUGAAGAGACUCUGGAUGAGGGUCCACCAAAAUGUACAAAAUCUGUUCUGAAAAAGGGAGAUAGGGCCGGGGAGAUAGCUCAGUUGGUAAAGUGCUUGCCUUGCAAGCACAAGGCCCUGGGUUCAAUCCCCAGCACCACCACCAAAAAAAAAAAAAAAAAAAAAAAAAAAGGGAGAUGGUUGAACCAGAAUGGGCUUAUGGAAAGAAAGGACAGCCUGAUGCCAAAAUUCCACCAAAGGCAAAACUCAUUUUUGAAGUAGAAUUAGUGGAUAUUGACUGAAAUAACCAAGUACUUGAGACUUAAAGAUGACAACAAAAAUGAUAAAACUUGGCCUUGAAACUUAGAACUUGUUUCUGUUAUAAGGGAAGAGUCAACUGGAAAAUUCAAAGUGCUAAAUUUUAUUUACUUGACUAACUUUUAAGAAAUGUAAUCCCUUAUAAGUCCCUAAAGUCUAAAAUAUUUUACUAUAGCUGCAUAAAAUAUUGGUUAAGGAGAACAACUGUUUGGCCUUUUACCUCAUGUAAACUAAAAGGCUCAAUAAAAAUAUCUCCAGUGUCUUGAUUUGACUCGUUUGGUAUUAAUGUGUUAAUGUUCUGAUUAGGUAAAC